UGUGCCGUAAGCAGCGGGUGAGGCAGGAGCAGCAGAGACAGCUGGACGGAGAGGACGAGAGGAUGGAGGGAUGGAGUGGUAAAGGAGUGAACGAAUGGUGGAUCAGUCUGUGUGUGAGGGAAAGGGUGAGCUGUGGAGCUUCUCUGUUCUGAAUUAUUGAGGCUGCAGUGGGAUUUAAUGGAGGAACUCGUUCAUUAUUAACGCCAGCUAAUUGGAACUGCAGUCGGCAGCGUGUUUCGGAAGUAAUUUCUUCGUUAUCGUUUGUUGUUUUGCGCUGGAGAGAUGAUGGCAGCCUUUGGGAACCACCGCUGCUGCUUAGAGUUGCCUCUGGUCCAAGGUUCCACCUGAAGACGGGGUGCACAUUUUUGUUUUUCUGGACUUUUCUUGGAAAACGUCUGACCCCGUGACUGGACUGCUGAGACCUCUGAAUGUGUCUAGGUGUGGUGUGAUGUUUUGCUGUAUGUGUGGUAGACAUGAGGAAGUACCUGGGGCAUUGUGGGGGACCCUUGGCUCCACCCCUAACCCCACCCACAGCCCUGCCUACAGCGCUGCCUUCAGUUGACCAUGCAGGUUCUUCAGAUCGUGAAAGAGCUGGUGUCUCCCUCACGCCGAAGAGCCAGCUCCAGGUUUGCAGCGUCUGAUGCGGAGCAGGAUGCUGCAGUGAAGCUGGAUCAGGAGCGGGCUGAGAUCGUAGCCAGAUAUGACAAGGGUAAGGAAGGUGCGGCGGUGGAGUCGUGGGAGGAGGCAAACUAUGACCUGUAUAAAGUGGUGGACCGGUUCGGCUUCCUACAUCAGGAUGAACUUCCAGCCUAUAACUCCUUGGAGGAAAGGCAAAAGCAUGUUGAACUGGAAAGGACAGAAAAGUGGGUGAAGAUGCUGAAAAGCUGGGACAAGUACAAGAACAGCGACAAGAUGGUAAGGAGGAUCUAUAAGGGAAUUCCGCUGCAGCUCCGGGGCCAGGUGUGGUGUUUGCUCCUCGACGUUCCCAAAAUCAGGGAGGAGAAGAAGGACUUCUAUGAGAAGCUGAAGGCGAGAGCGAGGUUACUGUCUCCUGAUAUCCGUCAGAUUGAUCUGGAUGUGAACCGGACCUACAGAGACCACAUCAUGUUCAUGCACCGCUAUGACGUAAAGCAGCAGGACCUGUUCCACGUCCUCACGGCGUACUCCAUGUAUAACAGGGAAGUGGGAUACUGUCAGGGAAUGAGUCAGAUCACAGCUCUCCUCCUGAUCUAUAUGAAUGAAGAGGAUGCGUUUUGGGCUCUGGUCAAACUACUGUCUGGACACAGGCACGCCAUGCACGGAUUUUUUGUGGAUGGUUUUCCAAAGCUCUUACGCUUCCAGGAGCACCACGACCGCAUCCUGAAGAAGAUGAUGCCCAAGCUGAAGCAGCAUCUAGACAGUCAGGAGGUUUUCACCAGCCUGUACACCAUGAAGUGGUUCUUUCAGUGCUUUCUGGACCGUACCCCAUUCACAUUAACCCUUAGGAUAUGGGACAUUUACAUCCUGGAGGGGGAGCGAGUUCUGCCUGCCAUGUCCUACACCAUCCUCAAACUGCACAAAAAAACGCUGUUGAAGCUGUCUAUGGAGGAUCUGGUGGAGUUCCUGCAGGUGACUCUGUCGAAGGAAUUCUUCUUUGAAGAUGAUUUUGUAGUCGAGCAGCUCCAGAACAACAUGACUGAACUCAGACGCUCCAAACUCGAGCUUCCUCCAGCAGGUAAAGAUGAUGAGUUUCCGAAGAAGCCAUUGGGUCAGCUACCCCUGGAUCCGGCAGAAGCUGCCAAUCACGUUGCUAACGGGCAGAUGCCAGCCAGGCAGACGGUGGCAGACGGGCCGUCUGUUUUAGGCAUAGAAACGGGCGAAACUGCGAAUGGCUCACCAGAUCCCCACAGAGACAGUCGGCCGGCCAGCCGCGCUGGGAAAGACAGAGACUCUGCGGACAAAAUAAGCCGAACGGGGAAAGGCGAUAAACGAGAGGGGCGGAAAGGAGCUUCGGUGAUGCCGGCAACCCUGGGAACAGGCCUAACACCUGAGAAACACGGGCCCAACCAUGCUGGAGCCAAUCACAACUCAAACGCCGGCUCAAGCGGGCGCAAAGACGUCAUCACACCCCGCUGGGUCAAACCUUCGGAGAGCAAGCUGGAGCAGGCCAAAGCUGCUGCCUUGAGAGAGAGCCAGCAGAGCCUGACCACUGUCGUUCCUCCGUCACCCACCAUCAAGGUCCCUGACGAACAACAGCAGCAGCAGCAACAGCAGCGACAACCCAGGUCUAGAGGUUUCACCCCUGGCUCCAACCGUGCCUCCAACGCCUCUCAAUACGACAACGUCCCAGGACCCAACGGAGAUUUCACUGAUGUUCCAGAGGUGGAACCAGACCGGCCACCUUCUCGUCCGUAUGGCUCUAAACAGGGAAGCCCAACAAGGCCCCCUAGUGGUGGAAUGGGAAUCUCCGCCCCGUCGUUCCGAGUCCCAAAACACACUCCAAUCCCACCCACCUCCGACAUCCGCCCACCAAUACACUACACUCCUGGCAUGACCCCUGUCUACUCCCCUUAUACAUCCAAAGUGCGCCCCCCAGAGGACAGAGGGUACGGGAUGACGUACGGCGAAAGGGCAUACAGUACCACGUCCCGAAUUUCGCCUGAGAAAAUAAAUCGCUCGCCAGAAAAAGGGCCGAUGAACAACAGCUAUGCUACCUACCGACAUCAAGCUAGAGAUGUUACCCCACUCCACGUGGCUCCUGCUGACUUUGGAGCUCGAAUGGACAACGUUGGAGCCAGGAUGGACAAUUUUGGAGGCCGAAUGGACCAUGUUGGACCCCGCAUUGACAAUAUUGGACCUCGUAUGGACAAUUUUGGAGCCAGAAUAGAAAAUGUUGGAGGCCGUAUGGACAACAUUGGACCCCGAAUGGAUAAUAUGAGACUCCGAAUGGAAAACACCGGAGCAAGGAUGGACAGCACCAGCGAAAUCGGACACCACCCGAGACAGCCAACGCGGCUUUUAGGGUCCCCUGCUUUCACGCCAGCCGAGCAGCGAUUCGAAAGGCAGCGGCGAGGUGAAGGCUGGUAUGGAGAGAUGGCGGAGGGAGUGAUGGUGGGGCCUCUGCAUUCUCCAGGUGGGUUACCCCGCUCGCCCAGCUUCCAGAAAGCCCAGAUGUCUCCCGUCCACCCGGUCCAAGAGUUCACCUUCCCGCCUGUGGGUGUCCCGCGGCCCACUCUGUUUGGAGGAUCUCACUACAGACAGGCUCAGGAAGCCUUUGCCCUACAGGAAACCAUGCUGCUCUGAGAGACAGUAAGACAGACGCAGGUGCUGUGUCCCAAUUCUACACUAACAACGAGGCAGUCAGGAAGCCAGAUCUAUACCUAUACCAGACCUAUACAUUGCUUAAUCUAAUUAAAUUAAAAAUAUAUAUGAAAAUUUCACACUGAAAUGUGUUUCACAAGGAAAAUCAAGUGGGAAUAAGGGCAGAAAACUGUUAACCCAGAUUUAGAAUAUAAGGAGGUUUAGGAGAUCCUAUAAAAUUGUGUUAUUUACACUAUUAUGUACUGUUGCUAUAAUGUUAAUUAAAACAAGGGAUGAUAUGGAUUUGUUAUGCAAACUUUGAUCCUAUGAACUACAUUGAAUCUACCACAUAUUUUUUCUCCUUGAAAAGUUUGAUGUCAGAUUACACAAGAAACAGAGUAACGGCCAAAACAGACCUAAAUAUAAUGCCAAGCUGAAGCACAUAAAAAAAGCAAUGUUUUGUUUCUUACUGUUAUCAAACAGUAGGUUUACUUAUUGUAGAUUUAUUUAUUACGCUGACGUGUAAUCCCCUACAAACUGGCCUUUUUGUGUUUUUUUUAUUAUUAUUAUUGUUAUUAUUAUUAUUAUUAUUAUUAUUAUUUAUUUAAAUCUGACCGCAGGACAUUCUGUUAUAGUGAAACCCAUUUGUAAAUUGCAUCCAAUAUUAGAAUUGUGGGUAGCUUCGUCCUUUUUAUUUCUAAUCGUCCCAUUGUGGAAUAGCAGUUGUUAAUAAAACACCAAAUAUUAUGAGAAAAAGAACAAAUCUGAAUGUUAAAUAUCUAAUAUUUGUGAACAUAGGCUUUCUGUAUAGUGUACACUUUGUGUAUAAUUUGUGUUUAGUAUAGAAUUGGGACACAGCAAGAGUGUUUGAGAUCUACAGAGAGAGAUAUAUAGAAUGUGAGAGAGAGACGGACAGCAGGUGAGGCUUGUAAUACAGUACAGUGUGUAUCUGAAGGUUCUGUUAAAGGGUUCCUUAUCUAGAACAGAGUGUCUAGGUGUUUUUUUUUUUGAUAAGUUGAGCCAGAAGUAAAAAAAAUCCGUCAGAAGGUUUGUCAGAUCUUGACUUUGGGCUCAGGUUAUCUGGCUAACUGAAAAAUCCUGCUUUGUUUGGUUUGCGUUUGUUUGUUUGUUGUGUUUUUUUGUUUGUUUGUUUGUUUGUUUUUGCAGACCACCUGCCCUCAAUAUCCCACCAACUUGUCCUAGUUUACCUUCUCAGACCUAAUAUUUUGGUUUUUGAUUAAUUUUUAAAUCCUUAAAAUCGUAACAACUAUUGUUUGAGAAAAUGUAUAGAGUUUUUUUUUGUUUGUUUUAUUUAAACGUCCUUAUCAACAGCAUGACUGUGGGGGGUGGGGAGAAGUGUCUGAUUAAUUUUACAUCUUUUUUUUUUUAAUAUAAUUUAGUUUUCUAUACGCCAGAUACACUAUAUCUGUAUAUAAUGUAUACAAAAUUUAGAGUUCAGUUUAUUCAAUAUGCUUGUGAAUAUCAUAUUUUUCAGUAAGGAUUGUCAAAAGGUAUGUCAAACUAUGAUCAAGAAUGAUGACAGUGGGGAAACAUCCCUGUCGAAAGCAUUUCAGUAAGACUGCACCACCAAAUUAUAUAUAUAUAUAUAUUUGUUUUCCCUUCAAUAGAAAGGAAAUUCCAGGGCAAAUGCAGUAAAGAGUAAGAAAUCUGUUCAGCAGGUGAGUUUGUUUACUUGUUCUGUUCAUCGCUGCUCUGGGAGCAGGUUGCAGGAUUAAUUCUUGAUGUAAAAGGGGAAUUCCACCAAUUUUAUUUAAGCGUAAUUUAGUGGUAUAGACAUAAACAAAGCCAUUUAAAAUUAGUUUAGCACUUAGUUGUCUUUCCACUGGUCUUAAAUGAAUCCAGAAGACACUAGGACUACAUCACAAAUUAUACACACACUAUAUGGACAAAAGUAUUGGGACACCUGCUCAUUAUUCAUUGUUUGUUCUGAAAUCAAGGGUAUUAAAAGAGUUUAGCCUAUGUAUGUAGGAGUAAUUGUCACUACUGUUCAAGGAAACUUUAUAUCACAAUCUGGAGCAAUGCUGUGAGAAUUUUAUGGCAUUAAGCCACGUGUGUGAUUUCUGAAAAUGCAUCAAUGUAUGUGCAUUUGCAACUUAAUGCAACUUAAAGUAGAUGAAUGCAUUUAUUAGAAGGGGUGUCCACAAACAUUUGAACAUAUGAUGAAUCCCUAUUUUAUUUGCUAUCUAUCAAAAUAUCUAAAAUUACAAGUGAACCUACCAACACCAUGUUUUCCAGUUUUAGAUGUAAUGGGGAUGAUUACGAAAAAAAAAAAGGUAACAAUUGAAGACUAUUUUACCUUACAGGACAUGCAUGUAUCCCUCCACCAUGAAUGUGAUGCAUUUUUUUAAUUAAAUUAAAUUUAAUUUAAUUUAAUUAAUGUAUUCAGCACUUUUUAUCAUAAAGAAGCCAAAGGCGACAAUAUGAAAAAAAAAACUCUCAGAGCAAGAGGAAGAAACAACUUUGUUUUUAUCUUAACCAUUAAAUUAUGCAAGGUAUUCUGACCAAUCGGUGGCAUUCUCCUUUUACUUCAGUCCAAACACCUCUCCAGAAGCUUGUCCAGGCCUUCUGAUUGGUUAGUCUGCUCAGGAGGCUACACCUUGUUUUUUAUGUAAUGAAAGCUGAUUUCAUAAAGAAGCUGUUUAUAAGAGUCAUAACACUACUGUUAAAGAUGCUUCAAACAUCAUUCACUACGCUGGAGUCACCUGCACAUUAUGCAGUAUUAGGGCACAUUAACUGUCAAAGGGCACUAUUACAUUGUUUUCACAAUUAGUGUUGUGGCCACGCAUAGUUGAAGUUGAUGUACAAAUAUUGUGUGUGUAUAUACAGUAUACAGUACCAGUCAAAAGUUUGGACAUGCUCUAAUUAAUAGUUGUUGUUUUUUUAUUUGUAUUAUUUACUACAUUGUAGAUUAAUAGUAAAUAAUUUAAAACUUUGAAGGAACACGGAUGCAGUUAGGUAGUAGACAAAAAAAAAACCACCUGAAAUAAAACCCGAACCCAGGCGGUUUGGGAUGAGUUUGAGCACAGAGUGAGGCAGCUGACAAGAGCUCAGCACCUCUAGAACUCCUUUAGGACAGUUCUAGGUUCUAGCUCAUGAAGCCAACUAAAACAAUAAUGCCAGAGAAGGAUCAGCGAAAUAAGAAUCUAAAGUAUAAAAAUAUUUUGGCUUAUUUAGCACGUUUUUUUUUUCUACUGCAUUAUCCGAUAUGCAUUUCUUUAUAGUUUUAAUGUCUUUAAACUUAAUCUAAAAUGUAGAAAAUAAUAAAAAUGAAGAAAAAACUAACUUAAAUUAGAAGGGGGUAUUCAAAAUGUUGAGUGCUAUUGUAUAGUACUGUGCAAAUGUCUUAGACACCUGAGCAGCUAUUAAGCUGGCCACAGAGUUUAGGUUUGUGCUUGUAAAAGCACUGUACAUAGCAUUUUUUAUUUAAAAAAAAUAAUAAUAUGUUCUAUUGAUGUUUAAUGUAAACAAAUAAAUUAGCUAGAAAAUAUUGGUUUGGUUACAGAUUUCCCCCAGUCGUCAUACAGACUAUUUAAUGCAAUCAGCUGCACCUGAUUUACUUUAAAGGUAUUUCAUUUAGUUGUAUUAAUGUAAUUAAAGUGAUUGCAUAAACCCAGAUGUAUACCAGAUGAUUACAAUUACAAUUAUAUUAAUUAAUGCUAGGCUUUGUUUGAGAUGUCUAAACUUUUUGAACAGUACUGUAUAUGCAGUAUUUAUAUAACUGUAGAUUCAUGGACCAGCCUUAAACACAAGCGUUUUUAGCAUAGUUAUUUAUUUUUUACUCAUACUUACAUUUUGUGCUGUGGAUCAAAACUGAAACAUACAUAUUCAUUCCAGCUCGACAUUCCAAGUGGUGAGUUAUUAAUAGACUGUAUUCCUACAGUCUGGACCUGCUGACCAACCGCUGCUCCUUUAGAACGCCUGUAUAAUUCUUUUAAUGCACUACGCUACAUAUACUAGUAGAUGGACUCAAGCCUGUUAAUUAGAAGCAGGCUUGGCUGAGAUGCAGCAGAGUUUAAAUAGGGUGUAAUUUGUGUUGGAUUGGAACGAGGCCCAUGCUGGUGCUGUUUCUCCAUCCACUGUUCCUCAGUGUCUGUUUUCUGUUUGUAUGAAUUGGUUUUGUUUGUUGGUUAACUGAUCAUAUCCAUUGUGCACUCCCAUGUACAGUAUUACAGAACUGUAAUUCAUAACAUAAGACUACUAAUAUAAUAUUUUAUUUUAUUUUUCUUAUGUUAUAUAACAUAUUAUAUCACAUUUCACAUCUAUGAAAAUGACAUUUCUUGAUUAAUACUCCACACAAAUGUACUUAAACCUAGAGCUCCACUUACAUUAAAACACAAGACUAUAGAGUUACACUCUCUGUCCACUUAUGAAUGUCAUAUCUAUAAUGCCCUAUAAGCACAUCCAUAGCACAUUAUAUUGUAAUGCAUGCAUUAAGCAUAAUUAACAUUGUCUAUAAAUAUGUAUUUAAAAAAAGCCCUGCACAGUCAGGUUUAUGAUGCAUUAUAGAUUAUGACUAAUCUAAAUGAUUAUGAUUGUGUACAUUAUAAUAAACUAAACUAAAUUCAGCUUAUGAAGCAAAAGCAUUAUGAAUAGAAGUGUUUAUAAUAUUGAAUAGUGUUCUGCACACAAUGCAUUCAAUUAUUAGUAUAUUGUGUGAUGAAUGUGCUCAUUGCGUCUUAUAGACAUUAUAUGACAUUAAUAUGAAGUGUUACAGAAACUCUGUAAUCUCUCUAAUUUCCAGUGCACUCCUGAUGUGCACUCUCAGAAGUACACACACACACACUCUGUGUUUAUUAUCACCCUGCGUAUGUUAUCUGCUGCGUGGUGAGGCCUGUACCUGUACCUGUAUGUGUAUAUAUUGAUAAGGAUUAGAGCAUUUUGAUACAGAGUUUCAGUUGUGGUUAUUCUGACAGGAGGGUAAUUUUUUGUUCUUUAAAUUUUGGUUACACUACUAAAUGCAACUUGACGAUCAAAAAUGACUUUCUCUAAUAAAAAUGAAACCCUGGGUGGUGAUGAAUGAA
Messenger RNA from Astyanax mexicanus (Mexican tetra), 8321 nucleotides. It is a transcript of the gene usp6nl, whose product is annotated as USP6 N-terminal like. The coding region runs from base 565 to 3282 and encodes 905 amino acids. The record is from RefSeq and is a predicted model, not a curated record. The transcript is spliced from 14 exons. Lineage: Eukaryota; Metazoa; Chordata; Actinopteri; Characiformes; Acestrorhamphidae.